Molecule: messenger RNA, 951 nt
Organism: Chrysochloris asiatica (Cape golden mole)
Lineage: Eukaryota; Metazoa; Chordata; Mammalia; Afrosoricida; Chrysochloridae
Product: olfactory receptor 8K3-like
Exons: 1
Coding region: 1-951 (316 amino acids)
Biological process (GO): sensory perception of smell; G protein-coupled receptor signaling pathway
Cellular component (GO): membrane
Molecular function (GO): G protein-coupled receptor activity; olfactory receptor activity; odorant binding
Source: RefSeq, a predicted model, not a curated record
AUGGACAAACACAAUCAAACAUUGCUGAAUGAAUUCAUCCUGAUAGGAAUCACUGACCGCCCUGAGCUGCAGGCUCCAUUGUUUGUGCUGUUCCUCAUCAUCUACAUGAUCUCAGUGGUUGGCAACUUGGGCAUGAUCAUCCUCACCACGAUAGACUCCAAGCUACAAACACCCAUGUAUUUUUUUCUCAGACAUCUGGCUAUCACUGAUCUUGGUUACUCAACAACUGUGGGACCCAAAAUGUUGGUAAAUUUUGUUGUGGAUGAAAAUACAAUCUCUUAUUACUUUUGUGCUAUACAGUUAGCUUUCUUUAUUGUGUUCAUUGGCAGUGAACUGUUCAUUCUCUCAGCCAUGUCCUAUGACCGCUAUGUGGCCAUCUGUAACCCUCUGCUCUACACAGUCAUUAUGUCCCAAAGGACAUGCCAUGUGCUGGUGACAGUCCCCUAUCUCUACUGCACAUUUGUAUCUCUUCUGGUCACCAUAAAGAUUUUUAAUUUAAACUUCUGUGGCUACAAUGUAAUCAGUCAUUUCUACUGUGAGAGUCUCCCCUUGUUAUCUUUGGUAUGCUCAAACACACAUGAAAUAGAAAUGAUAAUAUUAAUCUUUUCAGUUUUUAAUUUGAUUUUAUCCCUUCUAGUAGUUCUAAUUUCUUACCUGCUCAUUCUUGUAGCUAUUCUCAGGAUGAACUCUGCAGAAGGUAGGCGCAAGGCCUUCUCCACAUGUGGAUCUCAUCUAACAGUGUUGGUAGUGUUCUAUGGGACUUUAAUUUUUAUGUAUGUGCAGCCCAAGUCUGGUCAUUCUUCUGAUAAUGAUAAAGUGGCUUCCAUAUUUUACACCCUGGUUAUCCCUAUGUUGAAUCCUUUGAUCUAUAGUUUGAGGAACAAAGAUGUAAAAUACGCUUUGCGUAGGGCUUGGGAAGAUUGUAAACAAUAUUUUCUCAAAGUUCAUUAA